GCGCUACAGGCGACCCUGUGCGGGCGUAGACAGAGUUUGUUCAGGUACAUAACGCUCAGCUGCGCCAGGCACAGAGCAGCAGUGGCGUCGUCACGCAGUUUAUAGUAUGGUGCCCGAGUAUACUCGUCGCUGAGACGCAGCGGCGGUCUGUGAGGUCGUUUGUGACUAGCCGCCGCCGUCUGGCCGGCUGAUUCGCCAUCAGAAACCUUGACAUAUGGGGGUCGUCCAUUCAGACCUUUUUCUCCACGCUCGCCCCGUGGCAUUAUUCUCGCCCGAGACGGCAAGGCACCACCCGGCCGGCGAACGAGCCAAGAGAAUCCAGGAUCCAUCCUCUCCCGCGCAUACUUAUGUUCCCCCGCUUCGCCCGGUGUCCUCCUUGGUCGUGGCCCCAUCUGCCAGUGACGACGUCCCCGAAGAGAGUGCUUUCGCACCGCCUCGCUCACGCCCCGCCAGCCCGCAACGAUGUCCCAGUACUCGGACGAAGCGCGCCUCGCCCGCCUGGGCUACAAGCAGGAGUUCAAACGGCACUUCACCCCCCUCGAGGUCUUCGGCAUCUCCUUCAGCAUCAUCGGGAUCUUCCCCUCCAUCGCGUCCGUGCUCGUCUAUGCGCUUCCUAACGGCGGCCCUGUUGCCCUGGUCUGGGGUUGGGCACUGUGCGCGUUCUUCCUGAUGUUCAUCACGAUGGCCCUUGCCGAACUGGGCUCGGCCGCCCCGACGUCCGGCGGAUUGUACUACUGGUCACACAAGUAUGCGCCACCAAAGUGGAAGAACUUCCUGUCGUGGAUCUGUGCAUACUCUAACACCAUGGGCAACAUCGCUAGCGUCGCCUCGACGGACUGGGGAUGCGCGGUUCAGCUCCUGGCAGCCGUCAGCAUCGGUUCCAACCUGACCUACGUGCCCACCACGGCGCACAUCUUUGGUGUCUACGCCGCGCUGCUGUUCACUCAUGGUUUUGUGGCGUCGAUGGCUACAAGAGUUCUGGCGCGCUUGCAGACCGUCUUCAUCGCGUUAAAUGUCUUGCUCUGUUUGGCGAUUAUCAUCGCCGUUCCGGCUGCCACGCCGAGCGAAUUUAGGAACCCUGCGAGCUAUGCGUUCGGAGGUUUCACUAACUUAAACGGAUGGCCUAAUGGAUUCGCCUUCAUUCUCAGCUUCCUCGCGCCUUUGUGGUCCAUUGGUGCAUUCGAUUCGUCUCUGCACAUGAGUGAGGAGGCAACCAAUGCGAGUAUAGCAGUCCCAUGGGCGAUGAUGGGAGCCUGCGGCAUCGGUGGUAUUCUCGGCUGGGCUAUCAACGUUGCCCUCGCCUUCUGCAUGGGCAGGGACAUCGAGGAUAUCAUGUCAGACCCUAUUGGACAGCCAAUGGCGACGAUCUUCUUCAACAGCUUCGGUCAGCGCGGCACGCUAGCCAUCUGGUCCGUUGUGGUGUUCAUGCAGUGGCUGAUGGGCGCCGACAUGGCGGCGGCGUGCUCGCGCCAGAUCUUCGCGUUCGCGCGCGACGGCGGCCUGCCGCUCUCGCGGUACCUGUACCGCAUGAACGCGCGCACGCACACGCCCGUGAACUGCGUGUGGUUCGCGUGCGGGACGUCGCUACUGCUCGGCCUGCUCGCGUUCGCAGGGCCCGCGGCGAUCGGCGCCGUCUUCAGCCUCGUGCCCACCGGCCAGUUCGUCGCGUACAGCAUCCCGAUCGCGUGCCGCUUCUUCGGCGGCGCCGAGUGGGUCCCCGGGCCGUUCUCGCUCGGGCGCUGGGGCUUCCCCGUCGCGCUCGUCGCGCUCAUCUGGAUGGCCUUCUCGAUCGUCAUCCUCAUGUUCCCGACGACGCCGGCGGUCGACAGCGCGGACAUGAACUACACCGCGCUCGUCCUCGGCGGUUGGCUCCUGCUCUGCGUCGCGUACUACUACUUCCCGCGCUACGGCGGCGUCCACUGGUUCACGGGCCCCGUCGCGAACAUCGACGACGUCCGCCCCGAGAGCGGCGGCGCCGAGAGCGCCGAGAGCGUCGACGAGAAGGUCAAGUUCGAGCAGGAGUGAACGCGCGUGUGUAUAUCUUAAUGCCCUAGACGUCCUUGACACGACGCGUUUUUGUGCUACGAUUUUUUUAUCCUACUGCGCCUUGUAACGAAGUCUGUCCACAAACUGCC
Molecule: messenger RNA, 2135 nt
Organism: Phanerochaete carnosa HHB-10118-sp
Lineage: Eukaryota; Fungi; Basidiomycota; Agaricomycetes; Polyporales; Phanerochaetaceae
Exons: 13
Coding region: 463-2025 (520 amino acids)
Biological process (GO): transmembrane transport; amino acid transport
Cellular component (GO): membrane
Molecular function (GO): transmembrane transporter activity
Source: RefSeq, a predicted model, not a curated record